AGCGCAUUAUAGUAACUCAAAACACAAAACAGCAACGUGGCAUAUAUUUCGUCGAGCCAUGUUUAAAUGCGAGGUUCAUCGUGAGGGUUUAGCAUUGAUUCAUUUGAUUGAACGCUAGUGGCUGUAUCUAGGAUUUGUCAUCAUGGAGAUACAAAUAAAAUGCUUUCUAAGUCUGCUUUGUUGUGUGCUAGUCAACUCAAUACCACGCAUUCGACCAAGUGAUCAUUACAUUGACGGUAAACACAAUGUAGAACAUGACCACAAAGCAUUUCUUGAUGAGAGCGAGAGAGAUACAUUUAAAACUCUCACGCCAGAAGAGAGCAGACUGCGUCUUAGUGAAAUUGUCGAUAAAAUAGACAAGGAUAGCAAUGGUAACAUAACAAAGACAGAGUUAAGGGCUUGGAUGGAAUAUAUUCAACUGAAACAUCUUCGUGAUGAGGUGGAUAAGCGUUUUCAUAAGAUUGACACGGAUGGUGAUGGAGUGAUAUCCUGGGACGAGUUUAAAGAGAGACAUUAUGGGCAUAAAAUGGAUCACGACAACAGAAAUGUGGACGAACAGUACAAGAAGAAACGGGAAUUCGACAAAAAAAAAUAUCAGGCCGCAGACUCCGACCACGACAAUAUGUUAACAAAAGACGAAUACUCGGCAUAUUUACACCCCGGCGAAUACAGGAGAAUGCAUGAAAUCGCUGCUGAGGAAACAUUAAAAGGGAUAGACAAGGACAAAGAUGGAUACCUUUCUCUUGAAGAAUAUAUUGGUGAUUAUGGUGAAACAGAACCGGAGUGGGUGGACGAGGAAAGAGAAUACUUUCGGAAGGAAAGAGAUAAGGACGGCGACGGAAAACUUAAUAAGGCAGAAGUACUCACUUGGUUGUUUCCUGUCAAUUAUAAUCCGCUUGAUGCUGAGACAGAACAUUUAAUGUAUGAGGCUGAUGGAAAUAAGGACAAGACUGUCACCAAGCGGGAAAUAUUGGACAAACAAGAGUUAUUUGUUAAAAGCAAAGCUACGAACUAUGGGGAGACGUUGAAUCGUCCCGUGGACGAACUUUGAAGUAAUAUAAAAUUGUCCAAGAUUUAAAAGUUUUCCUAAACGGGCAAGUGUCCUAAUUGGUCUUUUGGCCCACGUGACCGCAUGUAUAUACCAACGUUGAUGCACGUGAUUCGUAUUCACACGUGAAGCUAUUUUGAAAAAAAACGUCUAAAAGUUUGUUCAAAUUCAUUUCCGUAGGAAUUAAAUUAAAAGUAU
Messenger RNA from Dendronephthya gigantea, 1246 nucleotides. RefSeq names its product calumenin-A-like. The transcript is spliced from 6 exons. The record is from RefSeq and is a predicted model, not a curated record. Gene Ontology annotation, cellular component: endoplasmic reticulum. NCBI's taxonomy places the organism in Eukaryota, Metazoa, Cnidaria, Anthozoa, Malacalcyonacea, Nephtheidae. Gene Ontology annotation, molecular function: calcium ion binding. The coding region runs from base 143 to 1051 and encodes 302 amino acids.